Molecule: messenger RNA, 234 nt
Organism: Aspergillus melleus
Lineage: Eukaryota; Fungi; Ascomycota; Eurotiomycetes; Eurotiales; Aspergillaceae
Exons: 1
Coding region: 1-234 (77 amino acids)
Source: RefSeq, a predicted model, not a curated record
AUGUUUGGGGACAAUAAUCAGGAACUUCAGCCCACGGACCUCGGCAAAUUCCAUUGUUCCUUGGACAUUUCCGACCCGGGCAAGGACCGUGUGGAUGAUUGUCGAAAAGCUCAAGUAUCGGAUAUCGUCGUUAAUGCGCGCAUGGACUUCAUUUGUAACUUCCCAUUUGCCCAGUCAGGUUGCCGACAAUCUCCCGGUAAAAUGCCCCAGAUGGCGACAGUCUUGGGGCGUUAA